Molecule: messenger RNA, 1854 nt
Organism: Lineus longissimus
Lineage: Eukaryota; Metazoa; Nemertea; Pilidiophora; Heteronemertea; Lineidae
Exons: 2
Coding region: 273-923 (216 amino acids)
Cellular component (GO): membrane
Source: RefSeq, a predicted model, not a curated record
CGACAAGUCUCCAAUAUGUGUGCACUUGGUCUUUUGUGUCGGGGUAUUCGAGUUUGACCAGGUUUUGUCAAGCGAACCUCACAAUAGGGUGUGUUGUGACUCAUUUGGGCCACCAGAGGAAUUUGAAUAUUAGGUUGUUGUACAGGGUGGUUUGGAACACCGGAUUGUUUUUUAUCCUUUAUAGGAUUUCAUUUUAUUCUGCUUGGAUAUAAUACAUCGAUAGGUUCCCAUUCCUUUGAAGUUGACCGAAAGAGGGCGUGAAUACAGCAAAGAUGGCACACGAUCAGACAGACGGGCCUCGGCAGUCGACCUUCCUGAUGGGGUUGCUACAGGCUCUGCUCGGCUUCCUCACCGUCACACUGUAUGCAGGAAUCAUCGUCGUCCAGGCCCCUGUUUACAUCAGCGGUAUCGGUGUCUGGGGUGGCUGCGUUUACAUCCUGGCGGGAGUUCUGGCCAUGUUUGCCUUCAUGAAGAAAACGAGGCGAUUUUGUUUAUGGUCGGUCAUCUCCAACGUAUUUGUCAUGUUGAUAGCGCUGGCGUUCUUUGCGAUCGCUUGCUAUGCUGUUCACACUCUGCGACUUGACAUUUUCGAUUUUGAGAUUGCCGACGCAAAAGCCCACAUGAAAAUCAACGAGAAAUGCGCUAGCCUCACUCAGUCCUAUUACCAGCUGAAUCCCGCUUUCUGCAGGGACAAGGUGAUCGAAUACACCCGAAUUGGAAUGAUCCUCUAUAUCCUUCUGCUAUUAGUCGCUGUGAUAGAGUUCAUCGCAGGUGCUGUCGUCUGCUUCAUGUGCGCCAAGGAGUUGAAGGAUAAGGAAGCUGUGUACCGCGCCCCCACCGCCCAGACCGGCGGCCAGGUCAACAAGAUGGUCGACUAUAGCGAAAGGUCCGGCGCUUACCCAAGCGGAUACCCAAGUGCAUAGACAGUUUUAUUGGAAUCCAUAAACUCUUUUUUUACUAUUUAAUCGGUCAACCUGUGACGAGACUGCACAAUACAUAUCCUAUGCGUCAGAGGAACAUGUUUUAUGACGUAUUUGACGACUUAUGGCCACCAUCUUGUCUUGAAACGAAGACAAGUCCCAAAAUGCUGGUGUGGUUUCUGAUCAAAUCGGCUGAAAACCGAAGCGGAUAAAGACAAACAAGUGCUUCACUGUUUCGUAAAACAACAAAUUACCUGCUGGACUUGCAUUGAUUCGGUUUUUUCCACAAUUGCUGCAAUCGUUCAUAAAAACUGUCAUUGCAUAGCAAAUAAAGAUAAGAUUUAAUCCAUACACGAUUGUAGAUUAAGAAGAAGCCAAUUCUUUGUUACUUCAGUUGCCAGUGAGUGAAUUUUUAUGAACCUCUGUAGCUGUUUUAAGACUAAAAUGUAGAUAUUUCCGUUCGGGACUUACCUCGUUUCAAGUAUUCCAUCCGACAGAAUGUUAGCAACAAUUACUGGAACGAGGUUUGUGGUUCUUUUUGACGUAUACGACAUACAUUCAGGCCGACUCGUGGGAUGUUAAAGUGUAUGUAUUGUAACGUGGAUUUCCUGAGGGCUGUAUUAUAUUAACAGAUCCGCCAUGGUUGAAACUGUUUUGUAUAUUUUGCUCAUUUCUACCCAAGUUAUCGUCCUUUCUGAUGUAUCUAGAACUGUCUUGAUACGCGUUUAAGAAAGGUUGUGUAUGUGUUUUUUUAUAACAUUAAGUAAUCAUAAGAAUUAAUGUGCAGAAUGGGCAGUACAUUACAUUCAUGAACCGUAGUCCUAAAAUGAAACAGGUAAAAUAAAAAUGUCAUGUUUGCUUGCAAGAUUAAGCUACGUUGGCCUCAGCUGUUUUGAGCACCCCUUUGCAUGAAGACAUUGCUUUCAUGUCCAAA